AUGCGGGCGGCGGGGUCGGAGGGCGGGUGCCACAUCUCGCGCAAAGGCGCCGCGUGGAAGUCCGCGCACACCAGGCGCUUGGAAGAGGUUAAAACAAGCGCCCUUUGCCGAAGUGGGCACAUUGUCGCCGCCACGUUUUUCCAGAUUUCUGUGCAGAAGGACCGUGGCGCGGGCUUCGCCUCGUGUGCCGUCGCCUCGAAGCCUGCGGACUCGCCGCAAGAUUGUCUCUCGCCUUCGUCGCCGUCCAUGAGGCUCCGCGGCUCGCGGUGCCCCUUUGCGUGGAGGCCCUCAGGGGCUUCGCCUUCUCUCAGGGAGCCGUCUGGAGGAGGAAGUCUGCAGCAGAGGUUUGCGGCGUCUCCGUCGGCGUACCCUCCUGUGUCUCCCGAGUCUUCCUAUGAAGCUGCAGCUCUCGUUUCCGCGCGGUUGGAUCCCGUCUGCCUUCUCUCUCGUCUGUCUUCUGUUUGUCGUCAGUCUCUCUCUGCCUGUUCCUCCUCUGCUUCGUCGCCCUCUGCCGCUUUCCGUCGUCGCGGGCGGCCUCACUCCUCUGCGAAGGGGACGGCUGCUCUGCGCAGCUGUUCGACGCCCUGCGCCGCAGUCGAUCUCGCGGGCUCGUUUUCACCUCCGGGCUCGAUGAAGCUUUCAAACGUUUUUGAAGGGCGCUGGCGGCUGGCGCGUCGCCCAAGACGAGGGGGGCGGCGGGGCCUGUCUGGUGCUGUCUUCUCCGGCGCGGCGGUCGUAGGCUCUGGAGACGGUUUCGUCUCGCCGCCUCCGCAGGCUGCACUCCUGCGGCCGCGCUCGGCGUCUGCAUGUGGACCGUCGCCUCUGUCGGUCGCUUCGUCUCUCCCGCGUCUGCGGCUGCAGUCCUUCAGGAGGAUGCGAAGGCCUGCCGGUCCCCCUCAAGAGGACGCAGCAGCUGCUUCGCGCCGCAGUUGUUUCCGGCUGUGUUCCUCGUCGUAUCCUGCUCCCCACUCGGGCGCGGUCUUCUCUUCGCUUCCUCUGCGCCGCUCGCUCUCUUCGUCAUUGUCGUCAGUUUUUGAGUCUACUCGCUCGGAGUUUUCGUCUGCGCCUUCGCCGUUGUGUCUUUCUCGCGCGCCUGCAGGCGCUUCGGCGGGCGCCUCGUCUGCUAAUCGUCGGUCGCUGCGCUGCGCGUCCCGCAGUUUGCGCCGAAUCCGGCCGCAGGGGGCGCUGGGAGCCGAGACGCCAAAGGCGAAGAGGCGAAAGAAGAGAAAAGAGGGCAGCGAGUCAAAGAGGAGGGAGGCAGAAGAAGCAACUGCCGCCUUCAAGUUGAAAGACGGGAGCCUGGGCCUGGCUCGAACGAACGCCUCUGCUGCGCAGGUACAGCAGCUUCUUCCUCUUGCUCUUUCUCGUCCGCCUCUGCCUCCCUCGUCUGUCGCCGUGAGCAAACGUCUCUUCGCCCGCGGGCUUCGGUCGUCUCCGUUUUGUUCUCCUCUUCCGCUCUCUGCUUUUCUCUCUUUCUCUCUUUUUCGUCCUGAGCUCACCGGGCGCUUCGGCACGAAGGCGGAGGCGCGUGGUCGUUCACUGCUUUCUCGUCUUUCGUUGAUUUACUUACUCUUCCUCUCCCUUCUCUGCCUUCCCUCGUCUCUGCAUCUGGUUUACACGCCGCCCGGCGGCUCGCCGGCGCACGCUCUGUCGCUGGUGGCGGCCACGAGGAGCCCGGGGCCUCCGACCGCGGUCGAAGAGACCGCCGGCGGCGGAGCCGGAGCCGCAGCGCGGGCGCGUCUCCUCGUGGAGGCUCCACUGGACGCAGCCGAGCGGAGCGAAGCGUCUCCGUCUGCCCGCGCGAGAGAGCAACACCUCGAGACGGGGCGCGAUAGAGCAGAUCGACCGCGUGCCGAGGAAGGCGGAGAGGGAAUUCAGAAAUCUGAGGGAGGCUCCACGGGCAUGGCGCGCCCGCCGGGAGACAGGAAUGCCUCUGGGCCAACCGCGCCGCUGCCGGCGCCAGGCAGCAGCUUGUCUCCGGAGUCGUCUCCUGCGCAGACAGAGGACGGCGGGGGAGACAGCAAGACAGAGGAGGAGGAGGAGGCAGCGUCUCGUAAGGCAAAGGGACACGCAAGCGAAGCACCGGGAGGCGGUACAGGAUCGCAGGAAGAGGCCGGGGUUCCCGGUAGCUGCGAAAGGCUCGAGAAUGGGGAGCUUGGCGCGGAAGGAGAUGCAGGCAAGCCGGCUGCAGACCUCUCUGCGCGAGGCGCGAAGGAGGCGCCGCGGGAGGCCAAUAGCGGCGAAGGCGCGGGCGCAGCCCCGCGGGCUUCCGGUCAAGAAAGCGCGGGAAAAGAGAAGGAAGGUGGCACGCAGGACGGGCGAGUCGCUCGAGACGCGGACACCGGCGCCACUGAAGGAGGCCUGGCAGAGGAUGUGGAGCGAGACGCGGAGGGCGGAACAGGCGAUCCGAGGGAAGUCAGCAGAGAGACGGGGGAAACUGAGCGCCCAGAGAGAGAGAAAAGCCAACGGGGGGAGAAGUCCGCGAAGCAGGCACCGGGCGGCGCCGCCGGGAGCGCGAAGGUGAACACCAGUGCCAGCGGAACUGAGACAGAGAGCAGAGAGCGCGGGAAGGACGCUUCGUCGUCCCUGGAGCUGCCUUCGACCGCAGGCGCGAGUGGAGAGGCGGAGGCAGCCGCUGCGCGAGCGUUCUUGGUCAUGGAAGGAAGCGCGUCGCGGGGCCUCGAGGGCGACGAGGCGGUGAAGCCGCAGGAAGAACUGCGCGUUCAAAGCAGCGGGGCGCUCACUCCUGGCUCUGCGGCAUCCAGUUCAGCCGAGCCUCAGGCUCAAGUGCGCGCGAGCGGCCAGACAGACGACGCGGGGGGGAGAGAGGCGGCAGGGCAGCAGAAGCAACGCGGCGCGCCCGGCUGCCGCGAGAUGCUCGAUGAAGGACUCUCCCAAAACAGUGCGCCGGGGCGGUCGAAAGAGGCUCCUGACGACUCGCCUCCCUCUUCUUCUGUCGUUACCGUGCAGUUUCCUCUCGCUCUGUCGUCUUGUAGCCCUCCGUCGUCUCCGGCGGCCGCAGACGGCGCAGCCGAAGGCGCCGGGCGCGAAGUUCUCUCUCCUUGUGCUGCUUUUUCGCCGCCUGCGCCCUGGCCUUCUCAGCCGACUUCUCCUAAAUCCGAUUCUUCUUUGUCUGCUCCCGCCCCGGGGGUCGCCUGCGCUGUGGAGGCCGAGAGCGAGUGCUCAGUCUCUUCACUGGUCGCGCGCUCGCUCGCGGCGCUCGCGGCGCCGCGGAAGCGCCCAGGGCGAGCCGGCGCGGGCCCCGGGCGGGCUGCUUCAGGCGACGAGGGCGGCAGCGAGGGAGACAGCGAAGCGCGCGAGGAUGCGACGGGGGGCGAACGAAGACUUUUCUCGAGGGUGUUCGGGUUGAUUGCCUCCCUGAGCAGUCUGCUUCCUUCCGCGCGCCCGCGCGCAUCCGCCUCGCCUGCUCGCGCAUCGCAGCUUGGAGCCGCAACCGCUGCCUCGUCUCUUCCGCCUUCGCGAUCGCGGGCGUCUUCGCGCAGCAGGCUCGCUCCUCUUCUUUCGAGUGCGCACAGCGCUUCUCUCUCUCCACUUCCUCCGUCGCCUGCCGACGGCGCCCGCCAGGCGGGGGCAGCCUCGCGGCGGGCAGCAGCGGCGCGAGCUCUCGGCGGUCCUUCCCCUCGAGAGCCUUCCGCCGCCUCUGGCGCGCCGUCUGCCGCGGUCUUGUCGACUUCGUCGGCUUUCUCGCGCGGCAGCGAGGGCGGGGCUGGCGCUCCGUCUGGCUGCGCCCUACGACCGUGUUCUCUGCAGAGCGGAGAAGAGGACGUCCGCGAGCGUCUGCCCGCCGCGGACAGUUGCGCGUUGGCCUCGGGGUGCAUCGGCCGUCGCAGUCGAGCGAUGCAUCAGGGCGAGGCGCCCGCGCGUCCCACGCUGUCGAGGCGUGGAGGGUACCAGGCCCGCUGGGUGUCUCCUCUCUCUUCUGGCUGUCCAAAUCGUUUUCGAGACGCUUCGGGUGCUGCGUCGCCUUUCGCCGCCGCGACUCUUCAGUCCCUCUUUUCUCCCGCCUGCGAGUGCGACGUCACCGGUCACAGACUGAGGGCGGCGGGGGAGACAGAGCCUGCGGACGCGGAGGACACGGAGGAGGUGUGCGUUGUUCGGCGUCAGCCGGAAGAAGAAGAUCUGUUUCUCCCUUUUUCUCUCUCUUGCGCUGGCCCCAGCAGCACUUCGGAGGAGCCGCGCGUUCAGCUGGGAGGCGAGGCCGAGGCGCACAGCCAGCAGGCAGGCCUGAGCAGCGCUGUCAGCAAAGGGGCGCCGCUUGCGGGAGAGGAGGUGGCGAGGGAGAGCGGGGAAGCAGCUGAGGCUCCGCCGGGAGCGGAGACGCGACUGCGUCUCCACGUGAGGAGGGCAAGAGAGAGUGAUGAGACUCUAACGCCGUCGCUUCCGCUCCGCUACCUCCUGCCCGUCUCGCUGCAACGUGCCUUUCUCUCUCGUCGUGGGCGAGUAAGCGACGCCGACCGCGCCGCCCGAAGGGACGGCGGCGGGGACCGUCCCGUCGCGGGCGAGAAGGUGGACGAGCCGCGGGCUGCGCAGUCGCGUGUGGACGAGGCCCUCAGGAGGCACAGCGAAGGCGCGGAGGACGGCGUCGCGGACGACGCUGGAGGAGUCGCCUCUUUCGCGCGCUCCGAGCGCGCCGAAAAGGAGACUCCGCCUGUGAGCCGCGGCGGCGACGGAGAACAGGGAGUUCCGGCGGGCGCUCCUGUGGGAGACAGCCAGUCUCUCGACGCUGCGUCUGAGGCUGCAGGCGGCUCCGGCGGCCUCCCCGCUUCGCCGUCAACGCCUGCGGGACCGGAGCGAGCCGCUGCGCCUUCGAGGCGCCCCGCGCCCGCGAAGCCCCAGGAGCCGUUUCUGAACGGCCGCCCUUUCCUCAGAGGUCGCCCGUACGAGGCGGAGGCGCAGAAACUCAAGUUCGACUUUGCGUCGCUCGACGCGGGCGCGCGCGUCGUCGCUAGCAGCCGCGGCGUGGCGAACAUCAAGGCGGUUCAGCGGAACGACUUGGAUUCCUACAUGCUGGUGCCCUGUUCGCUGCAUCCCAAGUUCUUCGUGCUGUCCUUCACGGAGCCUAUCCACGUCGAGCAAGUCGCACUCGCCAGCAUGGAGAUCUACGCCUCGGCCUUCCGCCACAUUCAGCUGCUGGGCUCCGACUCGUAUCCCACCAAGCAGUGGAAGUUGCUGGCGAACUUGGAGACGAACCCUGAGGAGGCGCAGGAGAUUUUUGACGUGAAGAAAAUCUGCGCAACGCUCCACGACGGCCAAGCCUGCUGGGCGAAGUACUUGAAAGUCCGCCUGCUCUCGCACCACGUCGUCGAGUCGCCCUACUACUACUGCUCGCUGACCUCCUUCCACGUCUUCGGCUCCACCGGCUUCCAGAUGCUCGAGUCGCACAUCCACAGCGAGGAGGGGCCCGACGACGAGAAGCCGCGCCCCGAGGAGGGCGACGCACCCGGAGAGGCAGGCGAGGAAGACAGCGAGGACGGCGCGGAGGCGAGGGGGGUCGCUGGCGAGCGCGCACUGCGGGCAGCCGCGCCGGCUUCCACGGCGCAGACUGCCAACGCGCUGAAAGGAGGGCGACGAGGCGGAGGAGGCGGAGGCGGAGGAGACGGAGGAGAUGAAGGCGAGCAGGUGGAAGCGCAAGAGGGCCGCAGAGAAGACCCCGAAGGGCGGCAAUCUGGCGAAAGAGCCGCGCAGGGCGGGGAGGGAGGCGCCCGCGCGGGUCGCGGAGACAGCGAGGCCGAAGAGACGAGGGAGGCGGACGGCAGGGAAGAGAGCGGGGAAGGCGAGGCCGGUUGGCACGCAGCCGACAUGCAACCGGGGCAGUCCCCUGCGGCUGCUGCCGCUGGCGCCAGAGGCGGAGGUGUGCCUCCCUCCUCUCCCGAGGCGCGGCAGGAGACACCAGACGGCGGGGGGGAAGCAGAGGCCUCCUCAGGUCCCGGAGGAGAGAAGUUGUCUCGCGGCAGCGACGGGCAGCUGCCGCAGAGCCGCGGGAAAGCGGGUCGCUCGACUUCUCCAAGUGCGGAAGGCGAGGAGGGCGUGCGAGUCGAUGCGUCGGCUCCAGCGGCCCCCUCUCUCGCGGCGUGGAAUCCUGCUGAGGGCAGAAAAGAGUCUGAGCGCGCCGCGCCGGAGACGGGAGCCGCGCACUCCGUGUGCAGCGACGACCAUUCAGAGGGCGGAGACGCGUGUGUGGAGAGAGCGGCUUCGAGUGCUGCCGGAGGGGGAGCCCUCGGCGCGCGUGACGCUGCGCCUCGGCGGGCGGCCCCCGACGAGCAGGGAGCGGGAUGCAGAGGCACGGGGUCGCGCCGAGAGGAAGACGGCCAAGGGCAUCAAGGCGCGAGCGCAGAGACAGGGCGGAGGCAGACGGAGCGAGGACGGGAGAGACAGGCUGAGACAGGAACGAGGCUCGGGCCCGCUGACUCGACGCUGUCCCAUGCGGAGACUCGCAGGCCGCGGGAGGACUCCCCCGGCGAGGCGAGGCUUCCGCCCUCGUUGCGCGAGGCCUCCGCAGGGGCGCGAGGCGUCGCCACCGACUCAGGCAGAACUGCGGAACGAGCUGAGGCGGCAGCAGCGCCGGCGCUCGCGCUUGGCGCGCUCCGAACGGCGAGCGGAGAUGCACUGCCCAUCGAGAAGCGGGCGCUAGGCGACCGAAGAGAUGACGGUCGUCAGGGUCAAGCGCGAGUCGAAGGAGGGGCUGCAAGGCGGAAGAGCGAAGAGACAGAGGCGUCGUGUGCGGCGCAUCCCCACACGCAGCACAGGGCGGGGGACUCUGGCACGCGGGCUGUCGCUGGAGGCACAUUUCCAGGAGAGGCGAACGACGAGAAGGGCGAGGAACGGAAGAAGCCCGGGAGAGAGGACGGAGAAGGACGCCCCACUCCUGCGCGAUUCCGCAUCGACCCCUACGCGCCGCUGCCAGACGGGAAAGCAAAGCAGCACGCUCCUGUUUCGCCAGCUGCUGCUCCGUCGACCUCUCGGUCUCGGGGAGAGGGAGUGGAGAUCGGCGGCCGCGUGCGGGCGACGCGCGCCGCGCCCGAGGCGCCGGGCCUCGAUGAGGGCUCCUCCCCCGCCGCGUCUGCGGGCGCCUCGAAGCCCUCCUCUGCGUCGUGUUCGCCGCCCUCUUGGGAGGGCGGGGGAGCUGCGCCUGCGCAAGACGAGGGCGAGCGCGAGGACGACCAAGGGCUGCUGCGGCAGCUGCAUCAGUGGCGGGACAUCGCGCGGCUUCCGCUCCUCUUUGCGCCCUCGACGCCCGGGUCCCUGGGGGCCGCCGCCCCCGGCGUUCCAACUCAUGCCUCUCUCCUGCGCACAGUCUUCAAUUUUCUGUUCCCCUCCGGAGGCCCGUUCGAGGCCCGCGGGCCGCCGGCGCUCGCUUUCCCGGCGCCCGCAGUCUUCACGUCGCCCUUUCCGUCGCAGGCGCGGACGGAAGACCUCGAGCCGGCGCUGGGCGAAGGCGUCCAGGGUCGAGAGAGUGAAAAUGCAGCGAAGGAGGCCGGCGAGGCGCUGCGCAGAGAAGCAGGCAGGCAAGAGGGUGCCACCGCGCGAGCUGCGCCUGUGGAGGCGUCCGCUCUGCGAAGCCUCAAGGAUGCGCCGCGGAAGAGAGAGGACGAACGGAGAGAUGACGUCGAGCGCGAGGGCCCUGAGGAGAAAGCGCGCGGACGCGAGGCCGCCGGUGAGCUGCGCGAGCCUGGGUCGGCACUUCCCUCCACGCGCAGGCCGAGUUUCCUUCCUUCCUUCCACGCACGCGCCACGUCGGCGGGAGCGGCGGGAGCGGGGGACGAGGGCGGCCUCGCCCCAGCGGAGCGGCGCUUCUCCUACUUCCUCGAGCGCCUCUUUCGGCGGCAUUUGCCUUCACUCGCUCACGCGGGCUCGCACGGCUCGCCCUCGGCGCCUGCGUCGCCCGUGAGCGAUGUGGGGCCGCCGAGCGACGCGCGGGUCCCUUCAGCUUUUCGCCGCUCGCCUGCCGCCUUCACUCCGACGGCGCAGUUCGCCUCGUUCGCGGCCUCGUCUCUGCCUCACAACACGAUCUUCGAAGACUUGCUUGCCUGGACCGACCGGGAGCGCCGCGAGCUCCCGUUCUCGCCUGGAGAAGGCGACGCGGCGCCAGCCUCCGGCGCAGACAGCGCGCCGCCGCUGCCUUCGCUGCCCUGGCGGGGCGGGAGCAGGCAGACAGCUGAAGGGCUGCCGGCGCAGGAUGCGAGGGAAGGCGCGCAGGCUUUGACGCAGGCCGUGCCUUCUGCGGUGGCGCGGAGCAAGGCCUCGCAGGGGUCACGCGGAGGCGAGGGCGGCGCGGCAAACACGCUGGCGGCCCGCGGCGACAUUCUGGUGCAGCACGGCCAGCAGGAUCUUCUUCUCCUUCUCAUGCAAAAUCUGCCUGCCGCCGCGGCAGCUGCGAGCGCAAAGCUGUUCCCAGCAGGCGCGCCGCUUCUCGCUCGCGGCGUCGCGGAGAGUCCCGUCGCAGACCUCGCUUCUGCUCCCGCUGCCUCGCCGUCGGCUCCUCCGCCCAAGUCGGCUUCGACCGGUUCUGGGUCGGCGGCUGGGUCAGGGCGCGGCGCGGUGAAAGCGGCCCUCGCGUCCGCUGCUUCCCACGCUGGAGACAAGCCUGGCGCCCCGUCUGCGGCGAAGGAGAGCGUCCCCUCCGCCUCGGGGACGAAGGGCAGCGGUCACGUGCUGUUGACUCUCGUCGACCGCAUGAAGGCUGCGGAGAGCCAAGGGGCGCAGAUCCGAGCCAAAAUAAGUGAGCUAGCGCUGUCAAUCCACUCGAAUCAGCAGCAGAUUCUGCAGCAAGCUGUGCUUCUCCAACUCAUUCAGGAACUCGUCGCCUUUCUCUACAUCCGCCUCAGCAAAUUCGACGUCAUCGUCCCGCGACUGCCUUUCCUCGUCGACUUCUGUGACUCGGGCGCGGCGGCCGCCGCCGCUCUCGCGGCCAAGCGCGCCGCACUCCAGCGCGUCUCCUCGCCUGCGACGGCGGUCGGAGCCCACGAGCGGAGCUGCGCUCGGGACGGUCUGGGCCUCUUUCAAGCGGAAAAAUGUCCCGCGCGUGACACAGCGCGUUCGCUUCUUUGGGGCGAAGAGGAGGCGGACGCCGGCGACGGCGGGUUCUUCGACCGUGUCUCCGUCGGCGGGAGCGGGUCUUUGCAGGGGCGCGGCGGCGAGGACGGCGGGGCGUGCGGGGGUCAGAGGCAGCGGGGACAGAGCGGCGGGGCGCAUGCGUGGGGCGCGAAGGGACGCAGGAGCAGGGUGGGUAGAGAAGGCGGCAGGCGCGUGUGGGGUGUUCACAGAAGAGGAAAAGAUGGGCAAGCAGGCAAAAGGUCGUGGGACGAACUGCAUAGUCUCGAGAAAGAUGCAGGACGAGGCGACGGGAGCGGGUGUGUGGACGUCGGUGGCAGUCCCUUCGCUCCGGAGGAAGACGAAGCUACGCUCUGGGCGUUCCUUUUCGGUUUCGCCGCGUGGGGCCUCACGGCGCUGGGGUCGUCGCUUCGAUUCCUGGCGCAAGAGACGUGUUUCGUUCUUCUCGCCCCUCUUGUUGACGCCGCCUCGUCGUCCGCGCUCCCUUCGCCGCACUCUGCGGCGGCGACUCCAUCGCCCGGGCGUCUCUUCUGUCUCCGCACGACCGAGCUAGGGGCGGGUCUCCUGGGGCUGCUCGCGGCAGUCCAGCAGCGGCUCGCGGCCGUGGUGGCGCAGAGCGUGCCGCACGCGGGGUCGAUCUGGAGACAUGUGUGGGGCGUGUUUCCGAGUUCGGGUUUCUGGACCGAGGACGGGCCCCGAGUGCUGUCGCUCCUCCUGCUUGUCCUCCUGCUCCACACGAUGUGCGGGCUUCUCAUCUUGCGCUUCUUCUCUAGCAAGGCACGCGAGGCGGCGGCUCGCGCCGCGGCCGCCGUCCGCGAGUGUCAAGAGCUUCGGUCAUCGCUCGACCGUCUCCUUCGCAUGCCUCCUCCCAGGGAGGGACUUGGGCUGCUGCAGACAGUCGCGGACACCCCGGCGGGGACGGCGAACGCCGCAGAGGCGGCGUGGAAGUCUGGCGCUGGCGGGGAGACGCGCGAGGAGGCCACCGAGGAGUCUGCUGCAGCCGCAGACCGAAAGAGGACGGGCUUACUGGUCGCGGCGCAGAGAAGAGCGGCCGCGGAGGGGACUGGAGGCAGAGGUGCUGCUAAAGGACGGCAAGGAGAAGACCAAGAGACAGGAAACGAGCGCCUUCCUUCGCACGCGGCACGGAGGGACUCACCUUCAGGGCCAUGCGAGCUCUGUGUCGCGCAGAUUCAGCCGACCCCGGGGGCUGAGAAGCUCUCUGGGGCGUACGAGAGAUUUGAGCUUGCGUCGUCAGCGCUGAAGCGCGAGGGCGUGCGCUUAGGGUCGAGAAAGCGAAACGGCGACCCGAGGAGAAGGUCUGUCGACGUGCUUCUCUCGCCUGUCCUACCGGCGUCGCCUCCUUCUUUCCUGCCCGCCUUCCGCAAGGCAGAGAGGGAUAGGCUUGCGGCUGUGCCUCGCCGCCUGUCUUCUCCAGUGGAGGAGAGGAGAAACGGCGCCCUGCUGCCGCACACGGCGGCGCUUCGAGCCCUGCCGGCGGCGGCGAGGGCCCCUCGGAUGGCGCUGAAUCUCUCGCAGUGUCUUCCGGCUUCUUCAGAGAGUCUCGCCUCCGAGUUCACCGUCAGGAGCUCCUCGUCUGCGUCGCGCAGUGCUGGUGGCGGGUCGUCGUCGCUUGCGCUCGCUUGCGCUGGAGGCCUUCAGCGAGCCGGACAGAGAGAGAUCCGAGGACCGAGUCUGCCGCAGGGUGCGCAAGCGAGGGGAGAGGCGGGUGCUGCGCCGCAUGCAGGGGCUAUCAGGAACGCUGGGAAGUGGAGGGGCGACACGUUGACUGCACUCCCGUCUGCCCUCGCGUCGUUCGAUGGAAGAGAAAAGGCCGCCCCCGAUGCGGCUCGAGCCUCCACGGCAGAUGCUGCGUGCGGUAACGGUGCGGCGGCGCUCCGUCGUCGGGGCUCUCUGCUUUCUUCAAAGCAUGCAGUGGCGCUGGAAGAAGAGGGGCGAGGAGACGCAGCGGUCGAGAGGGUGGACGGGCGGCUUGCCUCUCCUUCAGAUGGCGAUCUGGCACAGUCUCCUUUUUCUGUGGCGCCCUCGCACGUCGUCGUGGCCUCGGCAGCCGUGCCGAGGAGACCCGGCGAGGCUAGUGGAGGUUUCGGCGGCGUAAGCUGCAGAAUCGCGGAGAGGCGAAGCGAAGGCGAGGUGGCAGAGAGGAAGAGCGAGGCGAGAGAGAGGCGCGACGAGACGAGCGCGGAAGACAGAGUGCCGCAGAGGAAGCUGUAUCAGGGCCGGGCACACGGGAGUCGGAAGGCCUUCAAAUUGCAGAGGCAUACGCUGAAAGGUGGAGCGGGAAGUGGCGGACUGAGUGGUGCGAUGACUACCACAGCGGCGAGUUCGCAGCCCGCGAGUUUCGGGCCCUCCGCGAAGGCGACGCCUGGAGGGCUGGGUCAGAGCAAGGGGGUCACCUCCAGCUUCGUUGAUGAGGCUCCGAACUCCAGGCCGCCUGCGGGCUGA
Molecule: messenger RNA, 11535 nt
Organism: Besnoitia besnoiti
Lineage: Eukaryota; Apicomplexa; Conoidasida; Eucoccidiorida; Sarcocystidae
Product: Sad1/UNC family protein
Exons: 5
Coding region: 1-11535 (3844 amino acids)
Biological process (GO): protein folding in endoplasmic reticulum
Cellular component (GO): membrane; cytoplasm
Source: RefSeq, a predicted model, not a curated record